GGACUGAAAGCAUUUAAUAUGACGUCCAGACUUUAAGUAGCCGCACAUGAAGAUUAAUCGUGCGCUGUAGGAAACUGUCUCAGGACAUUUAAAAUAUUAUGAAAACGAUAUGAAUUUAAAGAAAGGAUUACAAAAAAUGCUUGAAUUCUAGGAUUAUAGUUGCGAAUGAAAAUAGGGAAAUGAUUUUACAUUUAGGAGGACGACACAAAAACAUUCCUUAGUAGGGAACAACUUGUUUUGCGUUGUCCCAUGCUUAUACUUAGGCGCGUCGUUUCCUUGCUAUGAAGUUUCACGUCGUUUGUUCAGCAUGAUUUCCCGAUGUAGGCACCAACUGUGUAGGUCACCGCUUCUCUGUUUCUGGCUGGUACUUGUCUUCGUCGUGGUGAUGGUACUGUUCGUCGAUCCACUUUUCACAGACUCGUCAAGGAAGACGGCAAGUUCCCACCAUCGUCAAAGACAUAUCGGUUCUCACGACUUGGAGGUGAUCGUGGACCCCAGAGACGAAGGUGCUCUGUCACAUCUGGGAUUUCUGAAAGAUGAUCAGCUAAUAAUUGCAACGUCAGGUCUUAGAAGGAAUCCCCCUGGGCAAAAGAUGAGUUACAAGGUGGUGCGAUCAGACGCCAAGAAAGAUACGGCUGUGCUCCCACCUGUGCACGGCGACCUGGGAAGAGCUGUGCGCCUGAAGCUGGACGAGCUGGAAAAAGACGCCGAGGACUCGGGAAUUAAGAAACAGGGCUUCAACGAGGCAGUUAGUGAAAGAAUUUCGCUCCGCCGAAAGCUCCCGGAGGUCCGCCAUCCGGCGUGCCUUACUUGGCAGCACAGCGCCUCCCUCCCCUCCGCCACGGUGAUCAUCUGCUUCCAUAACGAAGCCUGGUCCACGCUGCUACGGACUGUGCACAGCGUCCUGGACACGGCGCCCAGGCAGCACCUGCGGGAAAUCAUCCUGCUGGACGAUCUCAGCCAGCACGGGCACCUGAAGAGUUCUCUAGGAGAGUACGUGUCCAAGCUGGAGGGGGUGCGUCUGAUCCGGAGCUUGCGGCGGCUGGGCGUGGCUGGCUGCCGCAUGCUGGGCGCCGCUCGUGCCCUGGGUGAGGUCCUCGUGUUCCUGGACUCCCACUGCGAGUGCCAACGGGGCUGGCUGGAGCCGCUGUUGGAGCGUAUCGCUGGGAACAGGAGUCGCAUAGUAUCCCCGCUAAUGGACCGUAUUGAGUGGAACACCUUCCAGUACAAUGCGACAGCAGGCCUCAUGAGGGGAGUCUUCGACUGGAACCUGGACUUCCACUGGGAAACACUGGCAGGACAGGAGGACCAGGAGCUCCCCAUCCAGCCCAUACAGAGUCCUGCUGUCGCUGGAGUUUUCGCCAUCAACAAAAACUUUUUCCAGAGGAUUGGGGCCUACGAUCCGGGCAUGGUGCUCUGGGGGGUUGAGAACAUCGAGCUGUCUAUCAGGGUGUGGCUGUGUGGAGGGUCCAUUGAGGUGGCCCCCUGUUCUCGUGUGGGACAUCUGCAUCACACGCAUCUGCCCUACACCCUCCCUGACGAUGAUAUCGUGGAGAGGAACAAGAUCCGUGUAGCGGAAACCUGGCUGGACGAAUACAGGAAGAUCUUCUACGAGAGGAAUAUGAUGGCCUACUUUAUCUGGCGGUCCGAGAGCUUGAACUGCACUGAGAGGGUGAAGCUGAGAGGCAGUUUAGGCUGCAAGAACUUCCAGUGGUAUCUGUCCAACGUCCAUCCUGAGCGCUACGUCCCACAGGACCGGACCGGGCUCUCAGGAGAGCUAUACAAUGUUGGCACUGGCUAUUGUGCAGAUUACAAGAAAGGGUGGGGGCCGUGGGGCAGGGCUGUGAAUAUUUCACCGUGCAGCGGUAAUGGAAACCAGCACUGUGAGUUGAACUCUCGGAGAGAGCUUCGCUGGGGGUCAACGGGGCAGCUGUGUUUUGACGUCCUAGGGGAGCAGGUUGUGCUCUCCAAAUGCCCCCCGAGAGGCGACACAGACGCCAGGCUGCAGUGGAGCUUCACAAAGAGCAGGCAGAUCAUCCACUUGCUGACAGAGAAGUGCAUGGAGGCCGUAAAGGCGGGGGAAGAUCCCAAGGCAAAGCCGGCUGAACAGGCCCAAGUCGCAGGAAUCUGGGGGGCGCUCCUCCUCCGGCCCUGUCGCUCCCACCCCCGGCAGCAGUGGCACUUCGAACAGCUGGCUGACCUGAGAGGAUCCUGAAUGGGAAACGAGGCCAUCGAGUCAACAAACGUCUCGUUACUAGACCGGUUUCAGUGUGAAAUAACCGAGCGAAUGCAGUGUUGUAAUAACUGAGCUGAUGUAGUGUUAUAAUAACCGAGCUAAUGCAGUGAGUAAUAACCGAGCUGAUGCAGUGUUGUAAUAACCGAGCUGAUUCAGUGUGUAAUAACCGAACUGAUGCAGUGUGUAAUAAUCGAGUUGAUGCAGUGUGUAAUAAUUGAGCUGAUUCAAUGUGUAAAAACCAAGCUGAUGCAGUGUGUAAAAACUGAGCUGAUGCAGUGUGUAAUAACCAAGCUGAUGCAGUGUGUAAUAAUCGAGCUGAUGCAGUGUGUAAUAAUUGAGCUGAUUCAGUUUGUAAUAACCAAGCUGAUGCAGUGUGUAAAAACUGAGCUGAUGCAGUGUGUAAUAAUUGAGCUGAUUCAGUUUGUAAUAACCAAGCUGAUGCAGUGUGUAAAAACUGAGCUGAUGCAGUGUUGCAUAAUGAGCCUCAUGUGAUGGCAUUUGUGGCAGAAUGACAGUUUGGAGUAAUUCAUUAGAGCUGGUCAGAAAAUGAAAAUGUCCCUUUUUCCCAGUUCUGUGUGGCUCUCAGUUUGAUGUAACCCCCCCCCCCCCCCCCCCCCAUUUUUGCCUGUCCAGAUGGCUUGAAGGCAGGCUGAGCGUCCCUCUGAUGCAGCUCGUGGCAAGCAUCUAAUCACACCGGCAUGUUUUUUAUACUCAGUGGGGACAUUGUGCCUUGCAUGAGCGAGGAGCUCCCAUUGGACGACCGGUGCAUCAUGUGCUGUAAACAUCCGGUGCUGCUGCAGAACAAUGCCAGAUGUGCUGUUUUCUACAGGUGUCCCUUACAUUUCUGGGCAUAGUGUCUGUACAAGUGAUUCAUUACUGGACGAGAUGGCAUUACCCACACUAAAAAGGGAUGCAGUGGUCCCUGGAAAGUGCAGUAGGUAUGUGUUAGAAGUCGAUUAUUGCACGUUUAAUACGGAAAACCACUCUUACAGUUUUCAAAUUGACUGACUCUGUAGAAUAUGCAUUUUUAUAAAAAAAAAACAGCCUAGGCUGCCUUGUAUUUGGCUUCACUAUUGUUCUAAGAAAAUGGAAAAGUGGUACCUGCCAUUUUACCCACUGUGCUGUGACCUAAGGUAGCCAACUGAGGCGAAUCAGUCAUUAAUUAUUUUAAUUAAAAGUAAUAAGAAACAGAAAAGGGCUAACUACUUUUACUUGGUGUAUUAAAUGUCCAUAAAAUCAAUUAGUUCUUUUAUUAUCGUUGUAAGAUAUCUAGAAAUAUAAAAUGUUUUAAUAAAAGCAGUUUGAAAAUA
Brienomyrus brachyistius is the source of this 3546-nucleotide messenger RNA. Its product is annotated as polypeptide N-acetylgalactosaminyltransferase 15-like. The record is from RefSeq and is a predicted model, not a curated record. NCBI's taxonomy places the organism in Eukaryota, Metazoa, Chordata, Actinopteri, Osteoglossiformes, Mormyridae. Gene Ontology annotation, cellular component: Golgi apparatus. Bases 308 to 2215 code for a protein of 635 amino acids. The transcript is spliced from 10 exons.